UGCUGCGUCACAGGGGGAAGGGCGGCGCCCCCAGGUAGGCGCACCAGCAGCGGUCACAUCACCAUAAACACACACACAGUCUCACACAGUGGAGGCAGUGUGUUAAGAGGUGCAGAGACUCACAGGUGCCAAACACACACACACACACACACAUAUAUAUAUAUAUAUAUAUUUACACACACACACACAUAGAGGCGCGCUCCUCCGGCCAGCACGAAGGACGAACUGAGCGAACAGUCAGCCGGAACAUUUGGAAAUAUCGAAACAGGGAAGUUGGACUUGAGCGCGUCAGUCUCAGCCGGUCAGCAGCAUGUUCAGCUGGGUCAAACAGGAGCAAGGUGGACGCAACAAGGAAGGAGAGAUGUACCAGACGGUGACGGAGGGACUGCAGACUCUUUACACCAAGAAGCUGCUGCCGCUGGAGGAGACCUACCUCUUCCAUGACUUCCACUCCCCGGCCCUUGAGGCCGCCGACUUCCAGAGCAAGCCCAUGGUGCUGCUGGUCGGCCAGUAUUCCACCGGGAAAACCACCUUCAUCAGGUACCUGUUGGAGCAGGAUUUUCCAGGGAUGCGGAUUGGCCCUGAGCCGACCACCGACGGCUUCAUCGCCGUGAUGUACGGCGAGAACGAAGGUGUCGUCCCCGGUAAUGCCCUGGUAGUCGACCCCAAGAAACCCUUCAGGAAGCUCAACGCGUUCGGAAACUCCUUCCUCAACAGGUUCAUCUGCUCUCAGAUGCCCAAUCAGGUUCUUCAGAGCAUCAGCAUCAUUGACACUCCUGGUAUCCUCUCUGGAGAGAAACAACGAAUCAGCAGAGGUUAUGACUUUGCGGAAGUCCUGCGCUGGUUCGGGGAACGUGUGGACCGGAUCAUUCUGCUGUUCGACGCUCACAAACUGGACAUCUCUGACGAGUUCUCUGAGGCCAUCAAAGCCUUCAAAGGACAAGACGACAAGAUCCGAGUUGUCCUCAACAAGGCUGACCAGGUGGACACACAGCAGCUGAUGCGGGUGUACGGUGCCCUCAUGUGGUCGCUGGGGAAGGUGAUCAACACUCCAGAGGUGGUGAGAGUUUAUCUGGGAUCCUUCUGGGCCAAACCCCUCCAGAACACAGAGAACAGGCGUCUGUUUGAGGCAGAGUCUCAGGACCUCUUCAGGGACAUCCAGGGUCUUCCGAGGAACGCGGCGCUGCGUAAACUCAACGACCUCAUCAAGAGAGCGAGGCUGGCUAAGGUGCACGCUUACAUCAUCAGCUACCUGAAGAAGGAGAUGCCGUCUCUGUUCGGCCGGGAGAAAAAGAAGGAGGAGCUGAUCAUGAGGCUGCCGGAGAUCUACACAAUCCUACAGAGAGAGCAUCACAUCAGUCCCGGCGACUUCCCCAACGUGACCAAGAUGCAGGACAUGUUGCAGCACUAUGACUUCAGCAAAUUUCCUUCUCUGAAGAUGAAGCUGAUCGAGUCGGUGGAUAAAAUGUUGGCCACAAAGAUCGCAGUCCUGAUGACGAUGAUCCGGGAGGAGGAGUCCAAGCAGCCGCCGGCCAUGGUGUCUGGCGGUGCCUUUGAGGGCUCCCAGGACGGACCUUUUGGUCAUGGCUACGGCGAGGGCAUCAGCGCCGGGGCUGAUGCCGAUGACUGGAUCAUCAGCCGCGAGAAGCACCGCUACGACGAGAUCUUCUACAUGCUUAUGCCCAUCAAUGGCAAGAUCACCGGCGUCAACGCCAAGAAGGAGAUGAUGAACUCACGGCUGCCCAACACCGUGCUGGGGAAGAUCUGGAAGCUGGCCGACUGCGACCAGGACGGCAUGCUGGAUGACGAGGAGUUUGCACUUGCCCAGCACCUCAUCAAGAUCAAACUGGAGGGCUAUGAGCUUCCCACUGAGCUGCCUGACCACCUCGUGCCCCCAUCCCACCGCAAAAACCCCACCGCAGAGGCUCUGUACAACCACAGCGAGGACUAGAGUGCUAACUGGGGUGCUGCAAGCCACCAAAGAGACUGGCUGAGCUGAGAAAGAGGUCCAAAUGUAUAAAAUCACCACAGGUCAAUAUUUCUGCUGCUGAUGUUCAGACUAACAGGAGAACCAAUCAGCAAACAGACAGCUACAGAAGGUCAAAGGUUCAAGGUUAGGAUGUACACAAGGAGACCACCACCAAGAUGACCUUCAACCAUUGCCACCGCUAAUCACGCGUUUAAAAAAACAGCAGACAAAUUAAGUGGCUGAAGAAGGAUAAGAAUAUUACGCUUUUAUUUUGGUAAAAUUUUAUAUAUAUCAUACAAUUCAGUUGCUUUCAAGGCACCAAAGAAGAAGAAAAAAACGUAAUGUAGCUAUUUUAUUAAUUCUGCUUUAAUUUGGACACUUUUAUCUUGAAAAGACUAUUUUAAAGAAAUAUCUUGAUAUUUAACCAACUUCUUGCCUUAAUAUACGCCUCUGUACAUCUCACGUGUUAGCAGCUUGGAUAAAAAUGAUCACCUACAAUAUAUUUAUCUCUCCUGAAUCAUCUUUUCCUCCUCGUUGGUUCCAAAAUAAAUCAAGUUAAAAAAAAAAAAGAUUAAAUCAAACUAUUUUCUUAAAUAUUUAGAUUUCAUAACAUCUACAUCAUACCUGUAAUUCAACAUCAAGAUAAUAUAUUCUUCACACAAACACUUUUUUUUUCCUGUUUAAAUAUUUGAUUACAUUUCCUUGUUGUUUUAUUUACAUUCUAAAAAGUAUUGUUGUUAGAUGGAACCAGCAAAUAUUUAAUGAUUUCUACAUAAAAAGACUCAAAUUAUUAAUCAACCAUCAGAACGAAAAAUCCAACAACAAAUCAGAGAAGCCAGACACACGUGAGUCGUCUUCACAUCCACGUUUUAGAGCAGGAAAACAAUGACUUACUGUCUUCUCCACGUGACACACGGCUGCAGAAUGCGUGCCAGAACCAGGACACAGGGUUUACGGGGUCGUCAGAGGUCAAAGGUCAGAGUCUGUCCUGUUUGAACAGCACACGGUUGGGAAGAGAUGAUUCUGAGGCUGCAGCUCGCCGUUAACUCGUCCUCUGGGACGGAGGGCGUCCUGAAACGUGUUGUGGUCGACAGUUUGUCAGCUUCCUCACAUUGUAAACAGCAGCAGAGAGGAGGAGAGCCAGUGACCUCUGACCCCUGCUGACUGCAUACUUUCCUCCUCAUGGAAACCAUGGAAACAGUUUUGUUUGACAUAAUGAGCUAAAAAAUAACUCUGAGGGCUGACAUGCUAAAAUUAAAAUACUUAUUCUCAACAUGGUCCCAAGAUGGAGAAAAAUAUAUGGCCAAAGGUUUGUGGACACACAGAUAUUCUAAAACUCUGUUCGUCAAACUGCUGCUCUUACUUCACCAAUGGGCAGCAUAAUCAACAUAUCCGUGCAUAUAAACUUUCCUAUCUUAUCGUUGACGGCAUUUUUAUCAGCUUAUGGCAGGCAACUAACUGAUAACAGUAGGCAGUCAGACGAGGCGUUGCUCUUCAUCUGGGUGCCUCUCUUGAAUGGCAAGCUAACAGGUGAGUCCGCAGAUUUGUUGUUGUUUUGUACAAAGUUGACAAACGGCUACAUAUUUGUUAGUUACAGUGGAAAUAUUUACCAUGAUUACAUGAAUGACAGGCCAAAUCCACACCAACCCAAACUUUUGACACUGAUCGCUGUUGUCCGAAACGUCUUUGUAUGCUGUAGCAUUGAGAGUUUUCCAGAAAAAAGCAGACCAGUGGUGUCCUCAUACUUUUGGCCAUAUAGUCUGCACAUAAAAAAGAAAAGUUCUACAAUACAACAACGAACAGACAUUGGCUAAGCCCCGCCACCUUUAACCUGCUGUGAUGUCUGCAAUUGUUCACGUUCAUGUUAAAACAAAGGAUUUCAGACAGAUGUAGCCUAAAAACAGCUCUUUAUUUUCAGCCAGCGUCUAUUUAAACAGCUGUAAUGACUACUGGCAUUUUUCUUAUCCGCUGUAGCUAGCAGGCUAAUUAAACUGACGUUACAAAUCCUACCGUGAGUUCUUGGAGUGUAAACUUCCACUUAUCCAAUAAGGAGCAAGACUACUUACGCACUGUUUAAUCCUUUCUUUAGACUUUUGCUCUUGUGUUUUUGGUUAAAAAAAGGUUUAAAAAAAUGAGAAAUUCAAAGACUGACACAGACAUGCCAUGCCAUGUUAAUGUUGCUAGGCUAUGAUUGGAUGAUUUCUAUAAAAAGGAAAGUCCUAAAAAUAUUUUCCAUUUUUUUCUCAAAAAACAAGUCAAUGAAAGCAACAAAAGCAGCAGUGAAGCUUGCUCUGAAUGUGCCUUUAAGUACGACAGGUAGAGUUUGCCUUUUUUGUGCGAAGGAGCUGCCUGCUGUCACCCACAGAUCCAAAUAUUAACUGCAAGACAACAUUAUGAACUCUGAAGGUGUUUUUAGACUGAAUCUAAAGAUAUUUUUCAGCUCCUCUUACUUAUGUUUUUCCAAUCUUUGUUUAUUUGACCAUAAUCGACAUUAGCUGUAGCUAGCAACAUAUGCACUACCAGUGUGUUUGGGGACUACAUGUUAUCUUCCCCCAGUUUUUUACUUUCACGUAUGUUCUUGGGACAAAUUUUCCACGUACGUACGUACAUACUGCCUCUAAAACUUGCUUUGCAUUCAGUCUGAAGACGUCUUCAUAAGCUCAUUAACAUGCUUGCUUCCAACUAAGGUUUCAAAGCUACAUUUGCACAUUUGCCUAUUAGUGCCUCUUUAUUUUAAAUCCAACAAUUCAACAUAAAAAAAAUCAGUUUUUUGUCUGUUUGGUCGAAACUUUUUCACAGCCAUGCCUUUUUAGUUCUACACGCCUCCGUCAGAUGUGUUUUGAUGCCCUCUGUUUCUAUGACAGGACUGCAAUUGUUCUUGAGGAUUCAGCAGCUGGGCGGCUUCUGUUCAGUGCCUUUAACAUGCAAAGAAAGACAAAAAUGUGAGCAAAGUUUAUGUUGUUGACCAGAAACUAUUCAGGUCUAACUUUUUCUGCUUUUCAUAAGGGAACGUCUGUAAAGUCACUAUUCCUCUCUUUUGUUGAUUUAAGUUCCAUAAAAUACAGGAUUUUAGUGAUAAACAUGUAAAGUCAGCUGUCUGAUGGUUUAAGGAGGCUCGAUGGAGUGGGAAAAUUCAGUUUUUAAUGCUUUCUGUGUGUAAAGACGCUUCUUGCAGUCAGACUGUACAUUCAGUGAACAUCUCAAAUUAAAUCUUCAUCUAUCUGAAUGUAAAAGUUUUUAUUUUUGUGAUUUCAAUGUAUUUUGUAUUCUUGUUGUUUGAAUGUGUUACUGGUCAACAGUCUGUUAUUUUGUCCUGAUGGUGUUUAACUGAUGAUCUCAUCCUGUUAGCAGAGGUGGAGAUGAAUAAAGUUUAUUCAAUAAAGUACUCAACAUGU
This is a messenger RNA of Larimichthys crocea (large yellow croaker), 5364 nucleotides long. It is a transcript of the gene ehd4, whose product is annotated as EH-domain containing 4. Bases 311 to 1951 code for a protein of 546 amino acids. Lineage: Eukaryota; Metazoa; Chordata; Actinopteri; Sciaenidae. The record is from RefSeq and is a predicted model, not a curated record. Gene Ontology annotation, cellular component: cytoplasm; plasma membrane. Gene Ontology annotation, molecular function: protein binding; calcium ion binding; GTP binding. Gene Ontology annotation, biological process: endocytosis; endosomal transport. The transcript has 8 exons.